UGUGUCUCUCGUACUGGCAUUUCGUGUCUGCACUGAUGUAGUGAAUCAUAGGUCGACUGUUGUUGUGAUUCAACUUAGUUUGCAUUCAUUCACACAAUCAGACAAUCGAUUGAGUCGUUUGUCAAGUCUGCGAUUAGUCUGUCAUUUGAUCCCAAGAAUGGCGUCUUUAAUAGCGAUUCCUCUGAAGCGUUCAUAUGAUGUGGAUUUGGUUAAGCCGUUCAAAGAGGUGAUGGCGAGUCACUCGUCAAACGCCGAUGAGUUGAACCAAUUGAAGGAUAAUAUGGUUUCUCUGAACAAAAUGAGAGCCAAUUGUAUCUCGAAGUCACUGGACGUGAGGAGCGAGGCAUCCCUGGAACUGCUCCAGAAAUAUUACGACCAAUUGGUGGCAUUGGAGUCGAAGUGUCCGCACAUAGAGGUGUCGUUCCGAUGGAAUGAUGCCUUCGGGAAGAGCGGCUCCUUCUUCUACACCUCCAACACUAUCACCAUUUCGAGCAUCGCUUACGAGAAGGUCUGCAUUCUCUUCAAUAUCGCCGCUCUUCAGAGCCAUUUGGGAACAACUCAUGUGAGCGAAGGUCUCAAUAAUGACAGCGCUUUGAAGCUGUCGGCGAAGUACUUCUCGUCGGCCGCCGGA
Messenger RNA from Oppiella nova, 631 nucleotides. The record is from the annotation of a GenBank genome assembly. Lineage: Eukaryota; Metazoa; Arthropoda; Arachnida; Sarcoptiformes; Oppiidae.